Messenger RNA from Pocillopora damicornis (cauliflower coral), 4200 nucleotides. Its product is annotated as ras-specific guanine nucleotide-releasing factor RalGPS2. Gene Ontology annotation, cellular component: plasma membrane. The record is from RefSeq and is a predicted model, not a curated record. Gene Ontology annotation, molecular function: guanyl-nucleotide exchange factor activity. Gene Ontology annotation, biological process: Ras protein signal transduction. NCBI's taxonomy places the organism in Eukaryota, Metazoa, Cnidaria, Anthozoa, Scleractinia, Pocilloporidae.
GACACAAAGAAUUGCUGUGACGAGCUUUUGUUUAUCGUCAGGUGCGGAUUUACGUUUCACACGAUUCAAAAAUUACAAGUCUAUGCGCUGGAGAAAGCUGUCGUGGCCAAAUUGACUUGCCUGUUGGAGCUCUUAUUGCAAAAGGGUUAAUGACAGUCACGUGUCGUUACGUGAAGCAAGAACGUGACAUCUUCGGCAAUGAAAAGUUGACCUUUUUCUCAAAUUAGAUGCUGACAUCGUCUGCUCUCAGUUUCAGUCCUGUAGGGGAAACAUCGAAUCUUCCGACACCUUGAAAGCGUGAGAAUAAAUAUCUAGCUGGUCUGUUUUGCAAACAAAAGAAUUGGAGCCAUUGGAAUCGCCGAAAAAAUCAAAAAUUUUGAGUGUUGCGUGCUUUGACAGCUUUACAAGUGGACAAGUGUAUCAUCCGCUUAACUUUAGCGCUGGAUUUUCUCCAACGCAAUGGAUUUCAUUUCCUGCGACGGAAGACCGGGAUUGAAAUGAUGAUUGAAAUUAGAGUAAAGCUCUUCAACUUGUUGUAGACAAGGUGUAUUGAAAAUAAGGCUACAACAAUGUCAACCCCAAAAGUAUCCUUUACGAAUCAUCAUUUAUUGGAAGCAGAGCUUUCACCGAAAGUAAAUAUUGCAAUGUCCACAGAAAAGCUUCCUGACAAUGGCAGUGACAACUACACUGGCGAGUCAUCAGGGGAAGAUGAGGUUGAUUGUGCUGUUGAAAAGAAUUUUGAUGCAGCAGUCUUUGAUGUUCUGAAGGUUCUACCAGAAGAGUUUGCUAAACAACUCACAAUUUUGGAUCUGGCUGUGUUCAAGGCAAUCAACCCUGAUGAACUAUCAGGAGUUGGCUGGACGAAGAAGCAAAAGGUUGAGCUUGCACCAAACAUUGUUGCAUUUACAAAGAGGUUUAACCAUGUCAGCUUUUGGGUGGUGAGAGAAAUCUUGAAUGCCAACAAGAAAAAGACAAGAGCUGCUGUCCUCACCCAUUUUAUCAAGAUAGCAAAGAAACUGUUUGAGUUGAACAAUCUUCAUUCCUUGAAAGCUGUCAUUUCUGGACUUCAGAGUGCUCCUGUGUACAGACUCAACAAUACUUGGGCGUUAAUUCAGCGCAAAGAUAAAGCCCAGUUUGACAGAUUUGCAGAACUUCUUUCCGAAGAGGAUAACAGGAAACAACUGAGAGACUACUUGGAUUCAGUGAAACUACCCUGUAUUCCAUAUCUUGGCAUGUACCUGACAGAUUUAACUUACAUUGACACUGUACAUCCCAAUACUGGAGGAAUAGAUGAGGCUAGAACUCACAAGAUGAAUGAUGUAAUCAGAUUGAUCUCAGAAUUCCAAAGGUCAACUUAUGAUGACCUUGAGCCAGCAGCCCACAUUCAAACCUAUCUUAAAUCUGUCAACUAUAUCGAUGAGCUGCAGAGGUUUAUGGAGGAUGACAACUACAAGUUGUCUCUUAAAAUUGAGCCUAAAGCAAGUUCAUCAAACCUGAAUGGCAAAGCCUCAUCUCGAUCAAGAGAAAGCAUAAGUGAUAUACCAAGAAACUCUCCGGCCCAUCCAAAGGCAAAAUUCGUUCGAGGACAUAGAAAAGCGCACAGCCUAGGGACUAAUGUGUUCAGUAUUGUUGGAGGAGGUGGUUUAUCGUCAUCAGAGUCUCUUAGCUGUAGUAUAGCAAGCAGCACUGGAUCAAAGAAUCUUCUGGAUGAUAGUGAGCCCUUUGACGAUAGGUCCUCCUUGGGAAACUUGACGUCUUCAGACACAACUUUAGACAGCCGGAGUAUAACUAGUUACAAUGGCAGUGAAGACUACAACCUGUGUCCAUCAAAUCAAGAGUUUUUAAUUGAAAGUUUUGUCAAAAGAAAGAAAUGUCUGAAGAAAGGCAAGAAGAUGACGGUGUCGUCGUGGCAAAAGUUCUGGGCAGGACUUGCCGAAAGCUGGCUUCACCUCUUUCUUCCCCGACAUAGAACCUUCAGGCGGGACAGAGCUGCUUUUAAAGAAAACCCUGACAAAAAGGUGAACAUUUCUGAUUUCUCUGUUGUUUUGCUUGAUGAUCCGCGCCACCCGGAUACUUUCCAACUUACAGAUGACAUAAAAGGAAACUCUUACAAGUUCAAGGUGGGAUCCAAAGCAAAUGCCUUGUUGUGGUACCGUUACUUACAAGGGGCUGCCAAGACUAGACUAGAAUAUAAGGUUCCACAGAAUCUGAUCACCUUCGAGGAAAGUGAAGAGAUUCAAAGCUAACAAAGCUUAUUAAUCAACACUUCGACGCAGUACGAAAGACCAACGGAUUGUCUCCGAGUUUUUCUUGUUGAACAACAGCAAUCAGUAGAAGCAUGAUCCAAGACGGUUAUUAAUGACCAGCCGUGAGCAUCGUGCUGCAUAAGCCAAUCAGAACGGCAGAAAGCAAGUCACGUGGUAACUCCUGACACCCCAAAUAUUAUGAACUUUGUGUGACGUAUCCUUACCAGGGACGAAGCUGACUGCUAUGACUGCAGACUCAGUUGGGAUUACCGUGGUGGUUUUAAUUUUUGAAACUAGAAUAUUUGUGUUUCAAGGCAAAAUAUUUUCAUUAUUGUGUUUUAUACGAGCUAGCUCGCGCAAAGAAUUGGGUGGUCAGACCUAUAGAAAGCGCUAAAUUUUUGUUUUUAUAAUCUACCGUAACUUAAGUAUAGAUUAUUUUAUUUAAUAUAUGAUAAUGUGAAAAUAUCGCUUAAGGACUCACAUUUUAACAUAUUAAGACUGAAGCUAGGUAAUGAUUUUCGUGUUGCCAAAAGCAUUCUGUGUUCAGUCUUUGUAUCAAGUUUUUGUUGAACUGUUUGGCGGAUUUUGUGCGUUAUCGCCUCGAAAGAAGAUUUUUCAGCCUCUACCUCGUAUGCUGUUUCUUAAGAACCCAAAAAAUACCAAUCUUGACAGCUCGCAAUUUCAUGUGUACUAAGUUAAAUAUAACGAGAUACGGCGUCGUUGUUGUGUGAAGCAAGGCAAUUAAGUCGUUAGAGAUUUUUUUAAAAAUGUUUCUUAACAUUCCUAAGAAGUCGAAUCGCUACGGUGGAAGUUAUGAACUGUUGACAUAAGCUUGCUUCAAGUCCAUGACUUCGAAUGAAGUUUUUAUACUAAAUUUUUUAUUUUAUGGAUGGUUAUUGUUCUAAAGUUUUAUCAAGCAAGCAACAGUUUAAUACUUGUGCAAAAAACAUUUUGCUUUUUUUCUCGGACUGGGGACUCUGCAGGCUGCAUUUAUUGUGCAAUGUUAGGUUACAUUUUCUACUCGAGCUAUAAACGCUAUAUUGGGGGACUUCAAUGAAGUUAUUUUGCAAGAAUCUUCUAUAAGCGGAUCACAACGAUUUUUGUUUAUCGGCCAAAUACGAGUAGUUUUAUACGUUAAGUAAGGCUAACUAAAGCAUUAGAGCGGUUUUUUGAUUGAGUGACGUGAAACCCAUGUGAAUUAACUGCCAAUCGCAGCAAAAGUAAAUAUAAAAGAGCCAAUAUAAAGUCCAUACAAGUACACGUGACUGACUUACAGAUGUCUAAGUUUUGCAUCUGAUUGGUAGAGUAUAAAACCAAUCACAGCUGACGGAAGCAAAAUCAUCGAUUGGACGUAAUUUUGGAUUGGUGUCGCACCUCGAUCAAAAAGCCGUCAUAGACAAUCUUCUAGCAUGUUAUUAGCGCUAGAAGACGCGCGCUUCUCCGCACGCGGGAAGAUUUGAGAGGAGUUGGGGUGAAGUUUGCAGGGGGUCUGGCAUCAUCAUCUUUUCAUGCUGCCCAAGGCUUCAUGCCUUCCCGCAGGCGAAGAAGCGCUAGUGCCGUAUCGUUAAUAACAACAAUUUUCAUGAUAGCUGUCAUGAUGGUUUCCGUAGCAUGAUCGGGUCCUCUCAGUCGUGUUCCACGACUUUUCCACUCGUUCCCUUUUGUUGCUAUUACUUUUUAAAUGGUUUUUUAUUUGAGAGCUAGUGACGCAAUAAGUAGAUUUUUACGGGCUUGUCUUCUUUUUAGUGUUUUUUUUUCUUGGCAGACCAAACGGUAAGUUUUUUUUUUUAUGAAUUUAAAUCAUCAUGAAGGCUAUCAUGUGUUGAAAAAACGUUCCUCAACUUUUCGUGAAUGGGAACCAUAAACGAUGAUCUCGUUAUUUAAGUGAAGACUUAUUGACUAAUUUUACUCAAGAUAUUGGGUGAAAAUAAAUAUUUUAAGAAAAUGUCUUAAA